AUGGGCCCCGAGAACAACGGGUACCCUGAGAGUCAGAGCAGCCUGCGGCGCCAACCGUGUCAGCCAGACGGAGAGCGAGCUAACGUCCUGGAGGGUGAGUCCAUGGACCAGGAUGUUGAGAGCCCUGUGGCCAUUCACCAGCCAAAGUUGCCUAAGCAGGCCAGGGACGACCUGCCAAGACACAUCAGCCGAGACCGGACCAAAAGGAAAAUCCAGAGGUACGUGCGGAAAGAUGGAAAGUGCAACGUCCACCAUGGCAACGUGAGGGAGACCUAUCGCUACCUGACCGAUAUCUUCACCACCUUAGUAGACCUCAAGUGGAGAUUCAACCUGUUGAUUUUUGUCAUGGUUUACACAGUGACGUGGCUCUUUUUUGGGAUGAUCUGGUGGCUAAUUGCAUACAUCCGAGGAGACAUGGACCACAUAGAGGACCCUUCAUGGACUCCUUGCGUCACCAACCUCAACGGGUUCGUCUCUGCUUUUUUAUUCUCCAUAGAGACAGAAACCACCAUUGGUUAUGGCUACCGGGUCAUCACGGACAAGUGCCCAGAGGGAAUUAUUCUCCUCUUAAUCCAAUCUGUUUUGGGGUCCAUUGUCAAUGCAUUCAUGGUGGGAUGCAUGUUUGUAAAAAUAUCGCAACCCAAGAAGAGGGCAGAGACCCUGGUUUUUUCCACCCAUGCGGUGAUCUCCAUGAGGGAUGGGAAACUGUGCCUGAUGUUCCGCGUAGGGGAUCUGAGGAAUUCUCACAUCGUGGAGGCUUCCAUCAGAGCUAAGUUGAUCAAAUCCAAACAGACCUCAGAGGGGGAGUUCAUCCCCUUGAACCAGACGGAUAUCAACGUAGGGUAUUACACCGGCGAUGACCGUCUCUUUCUGGUAUCACCACUCAUCAUUAGCCACGAAAUUAACCAACAGAGUCCUUUCUGGGAGAUCUCCAAAGCCCAGCUGCCCAAAGAGGAACUGGAAAUUGUGGUCAUCCUAGAAGGCAUGGUGGAAGCUACAGGGAUGACGUGCCAAGCUCGAAGCUCCUACAUCACUAGUGAGAUCCUCUGGGGGUACCGGUUCACCCCUGUCCUGACGCUGGAGGACGGGUUCUACGAAGUCGACUACAACAGCUUCCACGAGACCUACGAGACCAGCACCCCAUCUCUCAGUGCCAAAGAGCUGGCCGAGUUAGCCAGCAGGGCUGAGCUGCCCCUGAGCUGGUCCGUCUCCAGCAAACUCAACCAACACGCAGAACUGGAGACUGAGGAGGAAGGAAAGAACCCUGAGGAGCAGACGGAGAGGAAUGGUGAUGUGACGAAUCUAGAGAACGAAUCCAAAGUUUAGUCCCCUGGCUGGGCCACCCCUUCUCCUCUUUGCCCACAACCUUCCCUUGUCUCUCAUUCUCUUUCUUUUCUGUCUCUCUUACUUUGUUCUUUCCUUAUAUUGAAGUUU
Molecule: messenger RNA, 1434 nt
Organism: Balaenoptera musculus (blue whale)
Lineage: Eukaryota; Metazoa; Chordata; Mammalia; Artiodactyla; Balaenopteridae
Gene: KCNJ6
Product: potassium inwardly rectifying channel subfamily J member 6
Exons: 3
Coding region: 1-1326 (441 amino acids)
Biological process (GO): regulation of monoatomic ion transmembrane transport; potassium ion import across plasma membrane
Cellular component (GO): plasma membrane
Molecular function (GO): G-protein activated inward rectifier potassium channel activity
Source: RefSeq, a predicted model, not a curated record